Messenger RNA from Porites lobata, 4971 nucleotides. The record is from the annotation of a GenBank genome assembly. Lineage: Eukaryota; Metazoa; Cnidaria; Anthozoa; Scleractinia; Poritidae.
CAUAAAUUAAAAGUUGAGUAAAUUACACGAACAAAAAUAUAGUACAAACUUAACUUGUGUCCUGCGAGUUAGAUGCGAUUACGACGUGAUUUGUGAGAAAAUUGCCUAAUUUUCAUUUGGCUCGUGUGAUGAUUAUUAUAAUAAAUCGGUGCAGCGUGUCGCACUUUCUUCUUUGCCGGUCUAAUGGAUGUUUCAUGUGAAAUCCGUGCAGUUUUGUUGGUGUUGAUUUGCUCCAAAGUUCGCGCCGGUAAGUAGUUCAGCAUCCUAAAAAAGAGCAGUUCAUGAAUCUGAAAUCGGGGUUAUCACGAAAUACUGACCCUGUUUGGCGUAUGUUCUGGCCCUAAAUAUCAGCUCCACUAAAAUACUCUUAGAGACUACCAAAACUGUUAUACUAAGUAAGUUUCAGAACUUUAAGACAUCUUUAACGUGUAGUAGUCGUGUACAUGUAGUAUAAACAUGGUAAACCAGACAGAGGUAUUUAGCGUGUGACCACAGUACUAACGUCUUCUGUUAAGAGCGUCGUUCAGACCCACUUGACAGACGACUUAAACCUCUCAGGCGUUUUUAAAAAUGCGUCUAGUCACAAAAAUGGGAAGCUGUACAUUGGAGCACAUUUAUGCUCAACUCGUUCUCUUUUCAGAAAACUCUGCUUUUAAUUAAUUUCAUGCGUCCGUUUUUUACACCAUGCAGAUGACUUCAAUGUCUCGGACGUCAAAUUCGUCUAGAUGACUGAGUCUUUUAUAGCCCAGGAUGAAAACGGCAGACCAUUUAUGACGAGGCAAAGAACACAUAAUUCUAACCAAUGUAACAGUUGUGCGACAAUGAAAGAUUUAUCAAAAAAAGUUUUAGUUUGAUUCGUUUUAGCCAGUCUUGAGGCCAAUUUAUUGGCGGAAAUAUACAUUUAUAUGUAUUAUGAAGCUAUGUCGUACUAUAUACUUUACAAAUUAAUAUAAUGCAUAUUUUGUUCUGAAAUAUGUAGUGCAAGCGGUCGGGAGAUUACUUUAAGUUUAGUCCAGAUUUAAUUCUUGUCGAACAAAUUUUGGUUUUUAAUAGAAGCAAAAUUUCAUAUCUGCACAAAUAGUUAUUUAUCCCGGCAUAUUCAUUCUGUCAUUGUUAGACAAUAAUCACCGACUUCGUCUUGAAUUUUCUUUAUAUAACGUAGUGCCCUUCAUUUAAGUUUAGUUUGUUUUUUUUUUUUUACUUUUUAUAAUUAAAGAUUAUGUGGCACAUUCAGAUGGUACUGAAAACAGCAGCCAAACAAGUAAGUGUACAUUAAAGUUUAAAAAAUACUUGAAGUAACUGGCCAUCAGUGUAAACACUCAGAUUUAUGUAAUCCCUCAGCUAGGUGGGUUCAAUAGGUAUCUGGCAUGUCUAAGCUGUACUUGGAACUAUGAUUGAAAACAACAAUUCGGCUCUUGUAGGAUGUAUCUUGGAUACUGGAUUCCAUGCUUGUCAUUCCAGCGUCGGGAUUCCUUGCCAGUGGAACUUGGAUUCCGGAUUGCGUAAUUCCGGAUUCCAAAGCCCAGGAUUCUGGAUUCCAUAAACAAAAAUUUCCCGGAUUCCGAAAUAUGGAUUAACUUACGGGGAUGGGGCGAAGCAAUUUGUGACGGUGGGGGUUGACGGUGGUAAAGAUGUCAUAGUGAUUGUGAUGAUAAUGAUGAUAGGUCUCUUCUAACCUUCUUGUAUUCACUUGGGUCUAUGUGUAGCAAAUGUGAGCUAUUAUCGGAAGUAUAGCAAUCUUUGUUAAACCCAGUUCUUGAGCUCUAACUUCUCAUACAUAUAUCUAGCCGGAUUUUUGAAAACGUCACCGCCAAAUGGACCUUUUGCGUCCAAAGUAGCCAUUAUGAAAAUUAAGGGUGCAGCCAUUGCUUUUUUCUCUUCUCCUCCUUUCUUCCUCCUAGCUCUUUCUUUUUCUCUUUUCCUCCUCUUCGUUAGUGUGAUUUUUGAGCUUAUCUGGUCCAAAUAGCCCGGAAAAAAAACUGUUGUUCGCAAAAGGUCCAAUUGGCGAUAACGUUUUAAAAAUCCGGCUACAGUUAUGUACCUAUUGACUAACUUUUGUUUUUCACUUCAGUUGCUUUUACUAUUUUGAUCGUGUUUGGCGUAGUGUUUGCCGUUCAGGUCAUUGUGUUCAUGCUGUUUGCUUGCAAAGCGUGGGACGCUGUGUACGGGUAAGGGUUCUUUACUGGUUGACUAAUAACACCCCUAAUGCUGAGUCUAAUAUAUUACAGUCGACGCACUCGUAACAGAAACCUCUAUAAGACGGGUACCUCUGGGUCACCUCAAGCUGUACACCCAGAGUUGGUCAGGGGCGGAUCUACGAUUUCUUGGGGGUGGGGGGGUGGUGCAAAACUAAGGAAUAGCGUACCUGAUUGGUGACGUAAACAAAUUUAAAAGCGAAUACGAAGGAGAAGGCUUUUGGUUGGCAAUAACAUUAUGUGAACUGCUGAGAAUACAUAUCAUACAUAUCUGCACAUUUUGCAGAAUAUCAGUUGUAUUAGAAAGCCGCAGGCCAUCUCAGGGAGAGGGGGUACCCACUCCCUGCACCCCCUCCCCGAAUCUUCCCCUGAGUUGGACCCUGUUUUUCCUUACUUCCUUUAUUUGACUCUCUAUAAGAAGGACAUCUCUCUAAGAUGGACACUGUACUUAGUGCUGGUCCCAAAGGUCUCCGUCUUAGAGAGAACUGACUAUAUAUGGUUAGAUUUGACCGUGGUUACCGUGGUCACGUACGCAGCUAAAUCAACCAUCUUUAAUACACAUAGGCUGUUGGAAGGGAGCAACGCAAAACCCUGAGAAUAUGGAUGAAACCCGUUAAUUCUACUGUAGAUAGGAGUGGAAAUUACUUCCAGCUGAUCACGGGUAGUAAUGAUGAUCGCGAUAAUGAUGCGGAUAUUGAUGACUAUGACCAUGUUGAUGUUGAUAAUGAUGAUGAUGCUAGUGAUGGUGAUGUUGAUGAAGCAAAUAAUUUUAAUAACAAUAAUAAUUAUAAUAAUUAUAAUAAUAAUAGUAAUAGUAAUAAUGAGUAUGCUCAGUAUUUCGACAAGCUUUCUGGUUUCAACCUUUGAAAGCUCACUCAGCUUUCGGGAGUUUGAUUGGUCAGUUAUCUUUUCUUCUCGUUCCAAAUAUGGUACUUUCGAAAAUGAAUAAUCACGAGCAUCGGACAAAGCAAACAUAUGAGAGUUACACGUUUCAACCCCUUAUGAGUUUCUGGUGCAACACACUUGUUGUUAAUAAAUAUCCAAUUUCCUCCACUUUAUUUCCAAACUAAGUUGCACUUUUUUGAGUCUAGAAAUAGUAGUCUUCAUCAAAGCAGAUGCUGCUGUCCCGCUUCUAAAUUCACCAGGUCACUACAAACAAAGGGCACUUAAAUUACUACGAAAUAACCUAUUCACCACUGCAAUUUCAUUUUGCCUUGUAGAUCUCGCUCAGUAAGGGCGGACCCCGUAAUGCAAGGGGAAAACGAUUUUCCUUUCUUACCGUCUUACGAUAUGGCAAUGAGCAGCCCAACAGUCAGGCAACAGUCUGUACAAUCAGUCGUGGGAAAUGCAAGUAUAGAUAACGGAGUCAUUGUGGACAUGACAAGACUCAGUGUAGACCAAGUAACCCACAACCGUCACGAUUCCAUAGAGUCAAUAGGUUCUAAUGAGCAUACAUUGUCAAGGAAUGACACCAUCGACAACGGCGUGGUGAUGGAGAUAGAGAGACUUAGUGUGAACACGAGCUGAUACUAGUGGCUCUACUGACGACACAACAGAAAAACUACAAGACAGAUAAGACUUCCUUUUUUCAAGAACUGUCCUCAAGACGUCUGAGACAUUCAGACCUCAAACGACAGCCUGAUAAAUCAUGGAGGCCUCAAAUAAUUGUGUCUUCUCCAAACCACACUGUUCUACUUCUAGAAAUUAAAAUGUUGACCCCUCCCCUUUUUUUCCAAGCUUAGACAUCAGUGGAACAGUCUGAAGCGAAAAUCCAUCGAAACUGCUGGAAUAAGCACCUUAAGAUUAAUAACACUGUCAAGUUUGAGUGUGAAGUGAGCGAAGAUAUAGCGUAGCAAAGUCGCAAGAUUUUACCCACGUUUAUAUGGUCAGGUGUACUCACUACUUUUACAUAGAGACCAUAAUGCUCCUUGUUUACCCCCAGAAUUCUGCAUAACCAUUGUUUUCAAUUUCUCCUAUUACAGUCGUCCCAAGAGAAAGACAGGGUGCGUUAUGAUCCAUGUGAAAAUGGUGAAUGGUCACAUGGGGAACUCUCCCCCCACAUUUCUGGGAAACCGCCUACCUACCCCUCCCCUAAGCCAACAUCAACACUUUCUUCUUACUUGGGGCAAAAUGUUGGCUUAGGGGAGGGGUAGGUGGGCAGUUUCUCAGAAACGCAUAAUGACCCUGAACGUCUAUAAGUUUCGCAACUUUGCGAAGAUUUUACAUUCAAAAUUGGCAACAAAGCUGGUCAAAAGUUGAAAAAAGCGUGGAAGGGUCAAUUGUAAGCAACAAAAAGUCGGACAUAGUUUAAAUUUAUUUAAAAACGACUAAGUAAUGAUGCAUAUGCACGACACGACUUUAAAUAUCACGCAGUCAACAGAGGAAAGCGAUGUCUUGACUUCUAUUUUUUUUCUGUUAGUUAUAGUCCUGUUAGCGUUAUUGUUCUUUAAUAUGUUUUAUGGACACAGAAUUUUGUUAGAAACAAGAUCCCUUUAGCAAGCUAAAUUGUUUCAGUUAAAAUUUUCAGGUAAACUAAAAUUUGUAAUAUAUCAAAUGCUAUUGUAAUUACUACAUGUAUAUACCAUUAUAUAUAUUUUUGAACCGAAUCUGUAACAUUUUGUUACUUCACAUCAGCCGUACCAACUAGGAAGAUCAUGAGAGUUGUUAUAUCACUUCAUAAACAUCUUGUCCAUUUGUGAGAAUUGCCCCAAAUAAUAAAUCAAUUGAGAAUCGUUUGAUCUCCAAUGGCAUUAAAGCUAAAUGGCUUCAACGGUCG